Messenger RNA from Drosophila eugracilis, 1598 nucleotides. Its product is annotated as phenoloxidase-activating factor 2. Bases 152 to 1543 code for a protein of 463 amino acids. The record is from RefSeq and is a predicted model, not a curated record. The transcript has 2 exons. Gene Ontology annotation, molecular function: serine-type endopeptidase activity. NCBI's taxonomy places the organism in Eukaryota, Metazoa, Arthropoda, Insecta, Diptera, Drosophilidae. Gene Ontology annotation, biological process: proteolysis.
CUCUUGAACGUAAUUCAAAAAAAAUUGCGCAUUGAUUUGCCUGAAAGUGAAUCGGAUUUAUUUUGAUUUCUCAACUAUUGUUUGUUGCUCAUUGUGUUUGGCUCAGUUGAACUGUGUGAAUGAGUGUGGCUUAUUUCCCGUUCCCAACCCAAUGAUCGCCAUGAAUGUGGAGCUAGUGCUACUGAUCGGUCUGACACUGAGUUUCCUUCUACCAACGGGUCAUUCAAUCCGCACUUGCGAUAGCCACGAGAUCUGCAUUAGAGAGAAAAAGUGCGAGGAGACUGAUGACUCUGGGAAGGGGAAGCUGGACGUCCGCCUGCUGGACAACAGUUGUGGCCGUGGACGAGUUUGUUGCGAUAAGGCGCAGCUGGAGAGCUUCGAUGCCUAUGAGGCCGAAAUCGAGUACCGGAAUCAGCACCGAGAAAAUCCCUGGUUGUUUUCUUCUGAAAACCCUCUGAAAGUAACCACAAAAGAGAGUACUAGAACUGACAAGAAAGAGGAUGAAGGCUACCAAAGUUGCGGAGUGCAGCGGGAAUGUGUGCCCCGGCAUCUCUGCACUACGGGAGUUAUCAACGAGGAUGGCCGGUUCAUUAUCAAGCCGCGUUUCAACGAUGACAGUAACUUUGGCUGCCGAGCUGUGGAGCAGUGCUGUCCGGUGAAAGAUCAGAUCGAGGAGGGUCACAAUCCAAUGCAGCUGGCUGUGAAGGAUUUCCAGUUUAAGGGCUGUGGCUACAGCAAUCCCAAGGGACUCUACUACAAGCUGGAAGGUUUUAACGAUGGCGAGUCCGUCUUUGCUGAGUUCCCCUGGAUGGUGGUCCUGAUGGACUUGGAGGGUAACUAUAUCUGCGGCGGCACCUUGAUCCAUCCGCAGUUAGUGCUAACCAGUGCUCAUAAUGUGGCCCAGUACAGUGAAGACACACUUCUGGUGCGAGCUGGUGAAUGGGAUCUCAAUAGCCAGACCGAGCUGCUUCCCCACCAGAUGCGUCCUGUUAGCGAGCUGCAUCGCCACCAGAACUACAACAACCAGACCUAUUACAACGAUAUAGCAUUGGUGGUGCUAGAACAACCGUUCCAUAUAGCCCCACAUAUUCAGCCCAUUUGCCUGCCGGCGAAGGAGACGCCUCAGCUGGAGCAGGACUUGCGGGAUGCCCACUGCCUGGCCACUGGCUGGGGGCAUUUCAACCUUACGACCCGCACUAUGGAACACCUGCUGAAGCGCAUCGAACUGCCGGCGGUGGACCAUGAAACCUGCCAGCGGCUACUGCGACGCACGAUCCUGGGGCGUCGUUACAAUCUCGAUGCCAGUUUCAUUUGUGCCGGCGGCGAGAAGGGCAAGGACACAUGCAGGCGCGACGGUGGUUCUCCAUUAUUUUGCACAUUACCAGGGCAAAAGAAUCGCUACCAGCUGGUAGGCAUCGUGUCCUGGGGCGUAGAAUGUGCCGAACAGGAUAUACCGGCGGUCUAUACGAAUGUCGCCUACCUCAGGAACUGGAUCGACGAGAUGGUGGCGAAAAGUGGGUUCCCAUUAAUCGACAGUUUUUAGAUUAGGAGUGGAGUUAGUUUUUAAAGAAUCUCAAAAUAAAGUGAUUUAAAUUAAA